UUUGGCGAUCCCUAAGAGCAGAACUGAAGAAGCUAACCUGUACAACGCCAAGAAUUAUUGAAGCCAACUGUUCUCACCGGUCCACAGUGUACUCCAGUUUGGAAAGAUGCUUUCCUCUCGUCUCCAGUGGGCCCUGGCUCUCCUGUCACUCGCCUUGGCAGUCAGCAGCGUCUCAGCGGCUCCUUCAGACCCUCGGCUCCGCCAGCUUCUUCAGAGAGCACUCGCUACAUCAGCAGGGAAGCAGGAUCUGUUAAAAUAUUCCCUUGCAGAACUGCUGUCCGAGCUCGCCCAGUCAGAGAACGACGCCCUGGCAUCAGACGAGCUGUCCCGUGCAGCCGAACAAGACGAAGUACGUCUGGAGCUGGAGAGGUCCGCUAAUGGAAACCCGGCAAUGGCACCCAGAGAACGCAAAGCCGGCUGCAAGAACUUCUUCUGGAAAACGUUCACCUCCUGCUAACUUUGAGCCCCCUCCAGCCGCGCCGUUCUUCAUCUUCUCCCCAGAACCCGUCUAAAAAGAGCUGCAAACUGUAAAUAAAAUGAAAUGUACACCCUGUUAUUGCAGUAAUUUAAACAACCAGUUUUGAUUUUAAUGUUAUCGGAGAAUGGUCUCUGCUUUGAAUUGGGAUUCAUGCAUAAGGCCCUCUUGGUAUGCAUUACCCGAUUCUGACAGAUAUACGAUCUUGAAUUGUUUGUUUCAAUAAAAUACGUUUCAGACUCAAA
This is a messenger RNA of Polyodon spathula (Mississippi paddlefish), 720 nucleotides long. RefSeq names its product somatostatin-like. NCBI's taxonomy places the organism in Eukaryota, Metazoa, Chordata, Actinopteri, Acipenseriformes, Polyodontidae. The coding region runs from base 107 to 457 and encodes 116 amino acids. The transcript has 2 exons. Gene Ontology annotation, cellular component: extracellular region. Gene Ontology annotation, molecular function: hormone activity. The record is from RefSeq and is a predicted model, not a curated record. Gene Ontology annotation, biological process: regulation of cell migration.